This is a messenger RNA of Phyllopteryx taeniolatus (common seadragon), 3107 nucleotides long. It is a transcript of the gene prelid3a, whose product is annotated as PRELI domain containing 3A. Bases 298 to 831 code for a protein of 177 amino acids. The record is from RefSeq and is a predicted model, not a curated record. NCBI's taxonomy places the organism in Eukaryota, Metazoa, Chordata, Actinopteri, Syngnathiformes, Syngnathidae. Gene Ontology annotation, biological process: phospholipid transport. The transcript is spliced from 5 exons. Gene Ontology annotation, cellular component: mitochondrial intermembrane space. Gene Ontology annotation, molecular function: phosphatidic acid transfer activity.
UGGCGACAACCCUUGGGCCGGCUUUGCGCCUCGUUUUCCUCCUCCUCAUUGAAGUAUACGCGUAGGUUACACAUUCCCUGCCUCCUGCUCCCGUCUCUCGGGGAACGGGAUGAAUCGCUUUUUGUUUUUUCUUUAGCAUUGGUGCUCGGAGGAAAAAGAGCAUCUGGACGCACUGAACUGAUGGUGGUGGUCCCAGGCCCCAGUUUACUUACUGAUCAUCCCCAUAGCGGGACAUGGUCCUCUGAAGCUCGUCAGAAGGUAUUCUGAAGAGACAACGUCACUACUCUCGCUAGAAACAUGAAGAUUUGGAACACAGAGCAUGCUUUCAGUUACCCCUGGGAGACGGUGAUCAAGGCCGCCAUGAGGAAGUACCCUAAUCCGAUGAAUCCGCACGUGGUGGGCGUGGAUGUAUUGGAGCGCCGCCUGGACGCAGAAGGACGCCUGCACAGCCAUCGACUCCUCAGCACUGAGUGGGGCCUGCCGGCGAUCGUACGAGCGAUACUAGGAACCAGCCACUUGCAGACAUAUGUGAAGGAACACUCCAUAGUCAACCCUGAGGAGAAGAAGAUGGAACUGUGCUCAACAAAUAUUACUCUCACCAACCUGAUAUCAGUGGAUGAGAGGCUCGUUUACAUGCCACACCCAGACAACCCUGAGGUUACCAUCCUGACGCAAGAGGCCAUCAUUACUGUGAAAGGAGUGAGUUUGAGCAGCUACCUGGAGGGCAUGAUGGCGAGGAGAAUGUCUGCUAAUGCCAGGAAGGUAACAGCACACACAAGCGCGCACACACAGACACAUGCACGCACACGCACAUACAUGCAUGCACGUUAAGAUGAAAUUUCCUCGUCCAGCUGCUGUAAGGGUCUUUUGCUUGACUUCAUCUAAUGCUUUACUAUGUCUGGCCUUUAAUCUGUCCUUUCUCUCUGUGGCUCUUUAGGGUUGGGAUGCUAUUGAGUGGAUUAUUCAGAACUCUGAAAGAGAAAACAUUACUCUCUGACAUUGAUUAACUCUGGUAACCCUGAGCAACUUUUUUUCUCCUUUGAUAAAAGGCAUGUACAGUACGAUAGUCUUAUUUUUUUCUUGCUCACCUAAUUGUUAACUCUUGACAUUUGCAGGAAUGCCACACCGUAUAGCAAGUGCUUCGGACUAAUGCAUGGGGGAGUCUUUGUGGACUUCUCACACCACACACGGGUUUACUUGUGGAGUACAUGCACAUGCAAGAUUGACACUGGUAGAGUUGUGGAUCCAAUGGGAGCAACUGAAUGCUCAAUCAACAACUUCUGAUCCAACAGAAAAAGAUUUUGGAACUAACUACUGAAAAGGGUGCCCCUGUUUUUGACACCAUCCAUUUGGGAGCAUGCUCAACUUUGAUGUUUAACUCGUAUUUCUCUCCAUCUGGAGUUAUGAAUGAUACUUAAUGGGGAUGACCAAUGCGGUUGUGAUUUGUAGAUACAAGUAUCAAUAACUGGGAACGGUAAACCUCUCUUGCAGGUGGUAAGAGUCCUCUGGGAAAAAAAUGUUUUUUUUAAUGGAUUAAAGUAUAUGUAUUUUGCAUGCUGUAAGAGGAAUUAAGUAGCAUGGUAGCUAGGGUUUAAUUUAGCGUUGUGUUCUCCGAUGGGAAUGGAGGUUUUUGCUCACAUUACCACAGAACAGCAGCUCCUUUUUGAUGCAUCGUCAGGCAGUGGAACCUCAAACUCUUUGCAACUGAGAUCGAAGUUAUGUGGGAGGGUGGGUGCAGUUCCGAAAACCAGUUGGCCUCAUAAUGCUGCCUGUGUGUGUGAGUGAUCGUGUGUGAUCACUAAACCCUCAUGCCUUUGUACGCGUGGAGAACGACACUAUAGUCCAACAAAGUGUGAUUGUUGGGGGGAGAUUCACGGUGUUACAGAACUGAACAUGUCUAAUGACUAAUUAUCGAGACUUUAAACAUUUAGUACAAACAGUAAAUUAUGACAUUAUUCACAUUCUCUGCUAAUAAGUUGUAUUUGUUUAUGACAACUGUUGCAACAAAUGAAUCCAUUGUUUGUAACUUAACAUUUGCAAUAAGGAUUACAUGAAGAGCAGAAUGUCAAUUCUGUUUUCUAUAGCAGCCAUAUUUUCGUGGCUAUUUUCCAUGAAACGGAAAUUUCAUGCUGACGUACUGCAGAUGCAGUAAGUGUACAAUCCGAACACUUUUCUCCCAUAUGGCACGAAUAGCUUGAGGUUUUCAGAAUGUACUGAAUGUAUCCAGAAGAGGGCGCUAGUCCCCUUUGCACUGUCCCAAGAAAUGGGGGAAACCAAAGACGAUAAGACUUGUCUGCUGAAUAAAUACAAAGUGCUUUUGAAAGUAAACAUUUUAUUGACAUAACAGACAUUUACAGAAUGCUUUGCAUAUUAAGUACAACAAUUGGUAGAGCAGUGCUAAGAUUAAGUCUGGAUAUGACUGCAGUUCUUUCAAAACCCAUUUAAACAAGCUGAGCUACUUAACCAGAAUUUUAAUAAAUACGCAGCAUGAUGCUUUAACAUGCAGGAGGCUUUAUUAAAAAAAAAAAUGAUGUUCCACAUACUCUUUGGUAUCUAAGAAAAUACACGAUUGUGUUCAAAAUCAUUAAACAGCAUCAGGAUCUGGAAUAAUGUACCAGUUUCAAGUUUUGCAAUAAGGCACACCAAGUUGCACGCAUCUCAGUCAUAAACAAUUGCAAUAGCAGCCACGGCAGAAAAUGAAGACAUUAAAAAAGGCAUCAAAUCUUUAUAAAAGUGUAAAAGUAAAUUUUUAAAAAAACAUGGUGCAUUUACACCCGGUUGCUUCCAUUUGAUUUCUCGUCAGUACUGACGCCUCGAGUAAUAGCAGUGCCAAACCAAACCAUACCCUCUGUGCUUUAAACACUGUACUCCCAAUGUGGUCAGCUAUAACAAUACAAUAUAAAAUAAUCAUUUUACAUAUUUACUCGUAUGAAUAACCUUCCAAAUUCCUGCCUUGAAAUCAACUAUAACCAACAACAAAUUAAAACUACUGCAUUUCCUCACUUCUACUGCUCCCACUUCUUGCUCAAGGAGGAUUGCUCCAAAAUUCCUGAGCGCUCCUUCACUCACUUAACAAUGACAGCCUCUUACCUAAAAACGUAAACAAA